Messenger RNA from Pseudozyma flocculosa PF-1, 1041 nucleotides. RefSeq lists its product as uncharacterized. Lineage: Eukaryota; Fungi; Basidiomycota; Ustilaginomycetes; Ustilaginales; Ustilaginaceae. The coding region runs from base 1 to 1041 and encodes 346 amino acids. The transcript has a single exon. The record is from RefSeq and is a predicted model, not a curated record.
AUGGCGCACCAAGCCCACAACCUGCCGUGGUCCAUCCUCGUCGACUGCCUGUCGCUCGUAGACACUGGACCGCGCGGCACCCCACAACGCAUCACCGUAGUCGAGCUCUGCCGCCACCAAGACGACGGGGCGGUCCGCAAGCGCAUACGCCAUUUCGCCCGGGUCUUUGUCCGUACGCUGGCAGACUUUGCCGAGUCGGAGCGCACCAAAACCAAGUCGGGGACCAGACGCAACCCUGUCGAGCCCGAUGCCUACACCGAGGACGGCGCCGCCGGGCCCUUGAUACCGAUCGAGGUACACAGAAGCCUCGUGGCGGAUCCGGGCAGCUACUUUGGUCGCGAGGGGUCGGAAAAUACACUUCAGCGGCUCAACGAGGCACGGGAAUGGGGCGGCCCCGUCUACUAUGCUGAUUCUCGGGCCGCGGUUGUGAUGGCCUUGCUGGCGCACGGCGAGAUGCGCGUCCUCUUCCGCAUCGCCCGUCUGCGCACCCUCGAUCUCGACGAGAAGAGCUACCAAAUCACGUUGACGGGAGCCGCAUCCAACCCGAGCGAUCCCAUCGGCUGUUCUCCCCUGGCUGGCCUGUGGUCCAUCCGUGGCUACAUCGAGACCGGCUUCAUCAACGUAUGGACGGCCGCGCUCGAGGCGUACCUCUACUACAACGCCACCUACUGCCUGCCUCAGCUCUGGGCCGCCGGCGAUGCAGAGGGCCGAACGUCACAGAGAGACUAUCGAGCAAGCGCUUCAUUCUUCCGCGUCGUCGAGGACACUACCGGCCCGAGAGACGGCGACGCCUCUGCCUAUCCGCAUCGCGAGUUCUACGGCACAGCCUGGCAUGUGCCAGAUGGCUGCAAUGUCGAUGAGCAUCGUAAGCGCCUCGAUCCGCUCGAUACAUCCAACUCGGAGUGUCUGCAGCGGCUCAAGGAGUACCUCUCCAUGUGCUGGGACCACCUGGUGCGCGUCUACGCCGUCAUCACCGAAUCCGGGGCCAGCACCGAGUGGGAGGAAUAUAUCAUCGAAGCCAUUGAGCGCAUCUGGCACUAG